AUGGAUCAGGUCUCGACACCAGGCAAAUUCGAGCUGGGAACCGCUUUUGUGCCAUCGACUCCCCACAGGAGAUCGAACUCAGCCUCUUCUUUCACAUCUCACGGCCAUUUUCCGCUAGAAUCAAAUGCAUCUGGCCUGGAUAAGGUGCUCCUCCAGCCAACUCAUGCUGGUGGUGCCAGGAGAAUAGAGGAGCUGGCUGACGGGCUGGCUACUCUGGAUAUCAAUUUACAAAGAUUAAACAAGGUUCAUAACAGUCUGACUGAGUUUAAUGAAAGCUUUUCUGCUUUUCUCCACUGUAUAAAGAUGAACGCUUGGUGUGUAGAGUUCAGCGAGGCACCCAAUACUGAAGCAUUUACCCAAGAACGAGAUGAUGACCCAGAAGAAAACCAAAAUAACGAGGAUCUAGAAGACGAAGCUGAACAAGAUCAGGCUGACGAGUCCAAUUUUGACUAUAGUGAUAUGACGCUGAUGACAGUGAUCGAUGACAGCGGGGAGAACCGUCAUUUUGGCGGAUCCAGGCCCGGUGCUGGUGGUCCUGCUGGCGUCAGAAACUAUGCUGGAGGCUUCUAUACUAGUAAUACUGGUGGAAUCCGACAAGAAACUGGUUCAACAGCUAGACCCACUGCCAGAACCACUGCUGUUGGUGGCAGACCAGGAGCCCGAUUCCGACCCGAACAAACGAGCACCUCAGUCCCCAGAAACCCAAGAACUACAACCACCACUCCAGCAGCGUCGCGAGGAGGCCGAGUAUCACCAGCCAGUUCAGGCAGCGGAAAAUCCAGGAUACCACAGCCAGCGACCCGACCGCGACCUGCAACAACCACAACCAGAACCACAGCCAAACCCACAUGGAGAUAA
Molecule: messenger RNA, 858 nt
Organism: Sugiyamaella lignohabitans
Lineage: Eukaryota; Fungi; Ascomycota; Dipodascomycetes; Dipodascales; Trichomonascaceae
Gene: DAM1
Product: Dam1p
Exons: 1
Coding region: 1-858 (285 amino acids)
Biological process (GO): mitotic sister chromatid biorientation
Cellular component (GO): mitotic spindle pole body; mitotic spindle polar microtubule; mitotic spindle
Source: RefSeq, a predicted model, not a curated record